Molecule: messenger RNA, 3206 nt
Organism: Syngnathus acus (greater pipefish)
Lineage: Eukaryota; Metazoa; Chordata; Actinopteri; Syngnathiformes; Syngnathidae
Product: neural cell adhesion molecule 2-like
Exons: 18
Coding region: 182-2554 (790 amino acids)
Biological process (GO): cell adhesion
Cellular component (GO): membrane
Molecular function (GO): protein binding
Source: RefSeq, a predicted model, not a curated record
AGCGUAGAGGCAGGGGCGGAGGAAGGAGGGAAGGAAGGAAGGAAGGAACGGAAGGAAGGAAGGAGUCGAUAAAAAACAGUGAACCACAGUCGCCCGCGGAGUCCAAGACGGAGUGGAUGAACGGAUCCGACCUUUUUCCUUGUACGGCGUCUUUCUAUAGCUGCGAAGGAGCUGCUCUACAAUGAUGCUCCAACUCGUGCAUCUCGUGGCGUUGUUGGUGUGCGGCAGUCAAGCUAUCCUGCAGGUUUCCAUUUCUUUGAGCAAGGUGGAGUUAAGUGUUGGAGAGUCCAAGUUCUUCAUCUGCACAGCCAUUGGCGAGCCGGUGAGGCUGGAGUGGUACAAUCCUCAGGGCGAGCGCAUCGUGGCCUCCAAGCGAAUGGCGUUGCACACGGAGGCCUCGCGAUCCCGGCUCAUCAUCUACAACGCCAUUGUGGAGGACGCCGGCAUCUACCGCUGCCAGGCCACUGAAGCCAGUGGUCGCAUGGCAGAGGCAUCAGUGGUGCUGGAGAUUUACCAGAGGCUGACUUUUCGAGACAUCCAGUCGCCGCAGGAAUUCCGCUACGGUGAUACGGCGGAGGUGGUCUGUGAUGUCAUCAGCUCGCCGGUGCCGCAGGUCGUGUGGUCCUACCAGGGGAGGGAGAUCACUGAGGAACGCCACAGCAGGUUCAAAGUGCUGACAAACAACAGCCUGCAGAUCCAGCGCGUGACCAAAGCGGACGAGGGAGUGUACCGCUGCGAGGCCAGCGUGGAGGCUCGCGGCGAGAUCGACUAUGUGGAUAUCGCCGUGGUGGUCAACGUUCCCCCGGUUCUGUCCGUUACCCAACAGUCAUUCAACGCCACCGCCGACUACCAGGAGUCCGUCACCUUUACUUGCAUCACCUCCGGAUCGCCCGACCCUGUGGUAACAUGGCACAGGAAAGGCCAGCGACUGGAGCCAUCGGAUCAGUACAUUCCAAGUCAACUGGAAGGGGGGCGGAGCAUGCUCACCAUCCGCAACAUCCGUCAGGUUGACGGAGGCUUCUACUACUGCAAGUCUGCCAACAAGGCCGGCUCUCAGGAGAUGGAGCUCUUCCUCAAAGUAUUUGUCCAGCCCCACAUCACACAACUGAAGAAUGUGACAGCGGUGGAGGGCAACGCUGCCAUGAUUUCCUGCGUGGCUGAGGGCGAGCCGUUGCCGGACAUCUCCUGGAGACGAGCCAGCGAUGGGCGGACCUUUGUGGACGGAGACAAGAGCCAGGACGGACGCUUGGAGGUGCGCGCUCACCACGGCAAAUCGGUGCUGACCAUCAGCAGCGUGAGGCUUGCCGACCUGGGCCGCUUCGACUGUGAGGCGCUCAGCAGGAUCGGAGGGCAUCAGAAGAGCAUGUUUCUUGACAUUGAGUACGUACCAAAGUUCUUGAGCAACCACACCAUCUACUAUUCUUGGGAGGGCAACCCAGUGAACAUCAGCUGUGAUGUGAUGUCCAACCCGCCCGCCACUUUGCUGUGGAGGAGGGAACACUUUGCCAUCUCGCCAGAAGGGACCACCAACACUCGGGUGCACAACGGCAUGGGCAAGUCUCUACUAGAGGUUACGCCGAUGUCCGACAGGGACUUUGGUCGUUACAACUGCACCGCCCGCAAUAACGUCGGCAUUCGCUACCAGGAAUUUAUUCUGGCCCAGGCAGAUGUGCCGUCCAACCCGUACUCGGUACGCCUGUCAGCCAUCUCCCAGCGUUUGGCUACCGUCACCUUCAUGAAGCCGGAUUCCCACGGCGGCGUGCCCAUCGGCUAUUACCUGGUGCAGUACAAGGAGGUGGGCCCGCAAGACUGGAAGGACGUCCGAUCGCAUAGUGUGCAGACGACGGUGGUGCUGACCGGCCUGGAGCCCAAUACGACGUACGAGGUUCGAGUGGCGGCCGUCAAUGGGAAGGGUCAGGGCGAGUUCAGUCACAUGGAGACUUUCCAGACUUUACCCAUACGGGAACCGAGCCCACCGGCAGUCCACGGGCAGAGAGGACUGGGGAAAGCCUACAAGCUGGGGUUGGUCAAGCAGGAUGACGGCGGCAUGCCCAUCGUGGAAUAUAUCGUCAAGUACAAGACAGAUAAAGAAGAGCAAUGGAUGACCAAGCUGGUUCCGGGCUCCAAUGACUUUGCCACUUUGCAGCCGCUGCAGUGGAACACCCGAUACGAGGUGGAGAUUACGGCCCGCAAUGUUAAAGGCUUGUCGGAGCCCACCUUCUAUCAGUUCUUCAUGCCACAGAAACCUGAAAUCACAGAAUCCCUCUUCAACGGGCUGAGCCUCGGGGCGGUGGUGGGCCUGGGCCUGGGAGCGCUCCUCCUGCUUCUUGUCCUGGUGGACGUCAGCUGCUUCUUCCUGCGGCACUGUGGUCUGCUGAUGUGCAUCACGCGCACGCUGUGCAGCAAAAAGACAGCCACCGGCGGCAAAGAAAUGGAAGAGGGCAAGGCCGCCUACCUGUGCACCUACAACAGCCGCCCGACCACCUUUUCAACCACAGAAACUGCCGCUGAAGGAAGAAAAUGGCAAAGAGUCUCUCAAGCCGGAUACGAUUGAAAUCAAAUUGCAGGGCGACCGCCGCAUCCACGCCAAGCCGGACGACAGCAAAGCAUAGAAGGGAUGGAUGGGGAGGGCGGCGGCGGCGGCGGCGGCGGCGGCGGCAGCUUUCCCACGAGAAAAUUCGGAUCACCUGACCAAAACCCUAACAAACAUACUGCGAUGGAAGGACAGAAAUACGGGAUGUGUGCAAGGCAUGUGUAAAUAGAAAUACUCCAUUGAAGCGUGGGUGAGUGCUGACAUGACAUCAGUGAAAAAUGAUGAUUGUAUAUUUCUUGUUUUGUUGUGUCCGGUUAUGAUGCUUUUAUUUGACCCCCCCUCCUCUCCUAGAGGAUGUUUCAUAUCAAAAGUAUUCACAGUUGAGUCAUUGCUCCCCCGCUGAGCUCUCUCUCGCUCAGCAUCAUCACACUUGCGGGCGAUUCUAGCAAGAGAAGCUCAACGAUACGCCGAUGAUGUCAACCUUCUUAGUUUGCCUGGCGUGAUUGGGCAAGCUUCAGUAUGGAAAAACUAUUUUCUACAGAACAGGGGGAAAGAAUCCUUUCAUUCUGUGUUGCCAGAGAACAAACAGAAAUUGACUCUUAAAAAAAGACAAAAAAGAAUGAUGUCGUGGCAAGUAGCAUAUGUGGGUUGAGUUGUUUUCAAAAGUCUUUUU